Molecule: messenger RNA, 1826 nt
Organism: Drosophila hydei
Lineage: Eukaryota; Metazoa; Arthropoda; Insecta; Diptera; Drosophilidae
Gene: gcm
Product: transcription factor glial cells missing
Exons: 2
Coding region: 1-1602 (533 amino acids)
Biological process (GO): gliogenesis; regulation of transcription by RNA polymerase II
Cellular component (GO): nucleus
Molecular function (GO): DNA-binding transcription activator activity, RNA polymerase II-specific; RNA polymerase II cis-regulatory region sequence-specific DNA binding
Source: RefSeq, a predicted model, not a curated record
AUGGUCUUGAACAAUAUGGCCGGUACGAUGUGCCUGCCUCUACCGCGGCCUCUGGCUCUGCCCCUGCCGCAGCCCAGUCCGGUGCCAAGUCCGCCGGCUAGCAAGUCGCGCAUACAAAUCGAAUGGGAUAUCAAUGAUACGAUUGUGCCGGCGGUCAGCGAAUUCGACGACUUCAACGACUGGGCCAAUGGCCAUUGCCGCCUGAUCUAUGCCGGCCACAGCGAGGAUGCCAAGAAGCAUGCCAGCGGCUGGGCCAUGCGCAACACCAACAACCACAACGUCAACAUUCUAAAGAAGAGCUGCCUGGGCGUGCUGCUCUGCAACGCCAAGUGCCGGCUGCCCAAUGGAGCCAGCGUGCAUCUGCGCCCGGCCAUAUGCGACAAGGCGCGUCGCAAGCAGCAGGGCAAACAGUGCCCCAAUAGAAAUUGCAAUGGACGCCUGGAGAUUCAGCCGUGUCGUGGCCACUGCGGCUAUCCGGUCACACACUUUUGGCGGCGCGCAGGCAACGCGAUCUACUUCCAGGCCAAGGGCACGCAUGAUCAUGCGCGCCCAGAGGCCAAGGGCUCCACGGAGGCGCGUCGCCUGCUCGCGGGCAACAGACGCGUGCGCAGCCUGGCCGUCAUCCUGGCCAGCGAUGCGGCGCUCAAUGACAAGCUGUGCAGCCUGCGCAGCAACAAGCGUCCGGUCAAGACGCAGCGCAAGCAGCGCAGCAGCAACUCAGAGCUGCUGCAGCAGUCCAGCACAGAGCUGACGGGCUACCAGGCAGCGACAACAGCAACUGCAGCAGCCGCAACAGCAACAGCAGCUGCGGCAACAGCGGACGCUUCGACGAGCUUCAAUCAGACGCCAAGCAGCUACGUGACGCCGCAGUGGAGCACGACGGAAGGCUACUAUCAGCAGGACGCGUCGCUGGGCUAUGGCAGCGGCAUCUAUGGCUACGACAUGCUGCACUCGCCGCUCUCCACCAACAGCUCCACGGCCAGCUACUACAAUGCACCGGAGGCGCAGCAGCAGCAGCAGCAACAGCAGCUUCUGCUCUCGCCACAGCAGUCGCUGCCGCAGAGCAGCAACAGCUACGAUCAGAUGACGACGGCGUCAGCUGGCUACCAAGCGGGCAUGAAUCUGUACGAGAGCUGCGACGAUACCUCCAGCCUGACCAGCAGCUCGGGCUACAGCUCCGAGGACUAUAGCUACUUCAAUGGCUAUGUGCCGCAAAGCUUGGAUCUGAGCGGCAGCUCCAAUGCCAAUCCGGAUGGUUUCUAUACGCCACACUCGGAGAUCUUCAGCGUGUUCGAUCCGAACAUCAACAGCGGCGGACCAUCCACAGUGGAGCUGCUGUACGACGAGGCCACCGCCUAUCAGCAACAGACACUCCAGCAGCAGCAGCAGCAGCAGCAACAAUCCUUCAUUGCAUCGCCCGUCUCCUACCAGCAGCCGCAGCAGCCGCAGCAGCAGCAGUUGCAGCAGCAUCCAACUGCGGACUACUACUACAGCAACACAGGCGUGGACAACGUGUGGAACAUCCAAAUGGAUGCAACGGCCACAACGGCGCCCUACCAAGCGACAACUAGCCUAGAGUCAGGCAUUGGCGUCUUCUGUUAAGCUUCACCAGAUCUCGACAAUUCAAGCACAUCUCACCCAGCCCCUUUGAAACACUCAAGCGUUGUUCUAGUCUCUAGUCGAACCCCCAUCGCCCCCGCCUUCAGCCAGUUGUGCAGACUCCAAAGUUUUGUUGUUGCCCCACCUGCUUGUUGGUUUUGUAUCUUUAUAACGUUUAUAACUUUUCAUGUUUCUAGCUCCUAAGUCCAUUGAGUACAUUAUGUUUC